Durusdinium trenchii is the source of this 761-nucleotide messenger RNA. The record is from the annotation of a GenBank genome assembly. NCBI's taxonomy places the organism in Eukaryota, Dinophyceae, Suessiales, Symbiodiniaceae.
CGCAGUCACAAGAUUGGGACAUGAAGCCUUGUUGUUUGCAAGAGCUCUCGAAGAGAUCUGAAGAGACUCGCUCCAAAGCUGUGUGAAGACCUUCAUCAAAAGGAACCGACAGUCCAAAGCAAUCGAUCCUUCAUGUUUGUUUUUGGUAUUCCUCUGCAACAAUGGACUUUGAUGUAAGAUCUGAUCUACUUUGUGUGAUUGUUUGAUGCAUGCGCUUCAGCUGAUCAUUUUGGGGCGGCUACCACCGCCGUUUUGCGGACUGUCAAGGGCCAAUACCGCAAUGGCCAAAAAGGACAGUGGAAAGUCAGUCCUGGAUUUGGAGAGGUACUUGAACCAGCCAGUGAAAGUCAAGUUCACUGGCGGGCGGGAAGUAAAAGGAAUUUUGAAAGGACACGACGCAGUUGCAAAUUUAGUGCUGGACGACGUUCAGGAAUAUUUGCGAGACCCUGAAGACCCCUACAAGGUCUCUGAUGAGACUAGGACCCUGGGCUUGGUGGUCGCGCGAGGUACCUCAGUCAUGCUGAUUUGUCCUGUGGAUGGAACGGAGGAAAUCGCCAAUCCUUUCGCAAGUGCCUAGGUGCAAUUCAGAGCUUCUGAACCGGCCAAAGAGAGAAGCAAGGCUGUGUGCAGAGAGAUAUGUGAGAUGCAGGGCGCAUCAUGAGAGCUACAAAGAGGCAGUAUGUCACACUAUGUUCCUCAGAAUCUAUUUCACAAGUAUUUGGCACACCUUAGAAGUGACGUGAGAUUUGAGUUUAAGUGGC